UCAUCAACCAAUCGCUCUGUGGGUUCGGUGCAUAUUGAUUGGCCUUGGUAAGGGUGCCGAAGAAUAUCCGUCGCUUUUUCAUGGCCCGAUUAAUACAAGAAGAUCCUCUUUUUUACCUUUCCCCGCUCGAUUGUAGUACUUGCUUUCAUUAUCAAUCGUCGCCGCCAUCCGUAACUCCGACAGAAACGACAGUCAGUAUCUCUACGCAAGCGGGAAUCUUACAGGUAGUCACAAUGCGCUGGGGGCCUGGUCGUUGCGGCUGAUCGUGAGGCUUUACGUAACAAUCUUGGGCGCUGGAUAUAAAGUGGCUCAAGAAGCGUCUGGGGUGCUACAUCGAGCGUUGAUAUGGCUUCGGUUUCUACGAUCAAGGGCAAUGCCUUGCUGUCACCCGAUUUGGAUGUCUCCGUAGAGGUGGCAGCGACCGACCAAACCGCAGAUACGCCGGGCCUGGAAGUAGACAUUCCAACCCCGGACAAGCUAGCCACGGAUGACAAUGCUCGAGAAAGCCCAUUUGGUGAAGGAGUCCUAACCCCGAACAGCACCACAAUGAGCGUCGCACGGACACCAGGCAGCGAUACCGGCCGACGAAAGGACACCGCACGGAAGCCCAGGCGUGUCCGAACCGGCUGCCUCACUUGCCGAGAGCGCCAUUUAAAGUGUGACGAAGCUUUGCAUCAGUGCCAGAAUUGCCGGAAAUCAGGCCGGAUAUGCAGACGUGGAGUUCGUCUCAAUUUCAUCGAUACCCAAACGGUAGCGCCGCCUCACUAUAUUCCACGCCCUCCGGGAUCCCGGGUGACGUUCCGUGACGAGUCUAGACAUAUAGCUUCGGAGUAUGUUGGGGGAUUUGAGAGAUAUCCCCCGCCAGUAGCGGACCCUCCUUUGAAGGCGGGCAAUCUCACGAGCCCUCUGCCGUCUGCGUAUAAUCCGCAUGCCGCUCCCUCGUUUGGAGCGGGUCCUGGGGCUCAACCGGCCAGUAUAAAUGCUACGUUUGGUAACCAUCCGCAUCCCCCAUAUCAGCCUCUUCUAGAUCAAAGCGCUUCGUAUGCGCCUUUCAACUCGGCUGGAAAGGGGGAUGUAAAGUCCAAUAACUACGCAUGUCUUCAGGACCCCGACGAUGUCUUCCUGAUGCAAGUCUUUGUAGAAGAAGUUGGUCAAUGGAUGGACUCGAUGAACGAUGUAAAACAUUUCACGCAUAUCUUGCCGUUCCAUGCGCUAGGAGAACCGAUGCUCUUGAGGGCGUUCAUGGCAUGUGGUGCCCGUCAUGUAUACCUCAAGAACCCUUCCUACGGAGAAGAAAAAGCCUCAUAUUUCCAUGAUGCGGCUUCUAGGGAUCUCCUUAGCGCGCUACAUGACCCAGACCGAGACUCUGCCUUAUGUGCGACAACAGCUGUCGUCCUCAAUGUCUACGAGCUAAUGUGUUCAAAAUCUUUCCCAUCGAUCCAUGGUAUGAACCACAUCGCUGGUGCGCGAGCCCUCAUUAAGGAGUGUCACUGGGACGCGAGGACUCAAGGUCUCGGGGGGGCCUGUUUCUGGCUGAAUGUUAGUAUGGAACUGCUCAGUUGUUUGCAUUUCAAUUGGGCGUUGGCUUGGGAUCCCGACACAUGGGGUGUAAAUAUGGACUUCGAACAAGCCCACCCCAGCGUUGCAGGCAACGAGGAACUGUGGACCCACCGCAUGGUCUAUAUUUGUGCCAAAGUCGUGAAUCUUCGGUCGUCCAUGUCUCAACUCCAGCCCUUGGAUCGUUCGACCAACGACCUGGAGAUCAACCAUCGCUGUCAGGAAUGGACUAUAUACAAUGACUGGUGUGAUAAAUGGGCGAAGGCCGUGCCUCGCUCCAUGAUGCCUCUUGCGUUUCUGCCGUCGUGGCAGACCAACUCGAAAUCCGCAUUUCCAAAGAUAUGGCUUAUCAAACGAGCUUCAAUUAUAGCUCGGCUGUUCUAUCAUACGACUCGAAUUCUCCUCACAAAAACGCAUCCCUUUGAAAAUGAGUUCAGCCCUGAGAUGCAAAGCGUGCAGCAAAGCCAUGCGCAUGACAUAUGCGGGAUUGUUGCAAAUGUGAAAGACAAAGGAGUCGCUAGCCUGUCCAUUCGUUUUUUGGCCGUGGCUGCCGAAUGUCUCGCCGCCAAGGAGGCUCAGGAAGAGGUCUUCAGGAUCAUUGACGACAUCACCAAAGAGACCGGAUGGAGGUCUGAACAAGUCAAAGAGGGGCUUCAACAAGCAUGGGGCUGGAAUCCAGCCCAGCAACAUCAACCAGUUCCGGCAGAUCCAAAUGCACUGCCUUUGCUUAGCGACCACACCUUCGACAUCGACCCUACUUCGACUCUCCUUAAGAUGCCGCCGGGGGUUGUCAACCCUAUCAUGGCGUUUGCGGAUUUCUCCAUGGAUAAUCACCCGUAUCAAGAUCAUUACGUUGCGCCGCAUCAAAUCAGUGAUUACCAAUGCGGGAGCUUAUAGAUGUUAUUUGUAACGGUAUGGCGGCGUUCUGUGGGACUUGUUCAUCAUUUGUGCGAUACCCUUUGCCGGCGUUAUUCUUAUGAUACCUUCAUGAUGUUGCUUUUCUCUUUCGCUAUUGGGUUAGACAUCUUAUCCAUAUAACGUGGUAUUAGUGGUACAGGUUAUAUAGAAAGCCUUUCGGUUCUUUGGUUAUAAAAAAUGCAACUGUUUAAAGCAA
Messenger RNA from Aspergillus pseudonomiae, 2671 nucleotides. RefSeq lists its product as uncharacterized. Gene Ontology annotation, cellular component: nucleus. Gene Ontology annotation, biological process: positive regulation of transcription by RNA polymerase II. Gene Ontology annotation, molecular function: DNA-binding transcription factor activity, RNA polymerase II-specific; zinc ion binding; transcription cis-regulatory region binding. NCBI's taxonomy places the organism in Eukaryota, Fungi, Ascomycota, Eurotiomycetes, Eurotiales, Aspergillaceae. The coding region runs from base 346 to 2454 and encodes 702 amino acids. The record is from RefSeq and is a predicted model, not a curated record. The transcript has 5 exons.